CGGAAGUCCCUUUUUACUUUCGUUUUUAGUUAAGCAGCCGUGACAUCCAGCUGUUCUUGUAAAACUGAUCAGAAUGGCGCAGGCCGUACAAAAACUGGUCACCAAAGUGCCCGGGCUGGUCAGUGGUACAGUGGCAUAUGCUAAACCUCGGCUGGCAACUUUCUGGCACUACGCCCGAGUGGAGCUGGUACCUCCGUCUCCGUCUGAGAUUCCCAAAGCCAUAGAGGCAGCAAAAGGCUUAAUCAAGAGCUACAAGGCUGGACGUGUGGGGCAAACUACAGUCAGAGAUGCUUUGAGAAAUGGACUUGUCACUACCGAAGUGUUGAUGUGGUUCUACAUUGGAGAGUGCAUCGGCAAAGGAGGGCUUGUCGGAUAUGAUGUCUGAAUCACAUGAAUGAUCAUUUGUACACAUACAGUAUAUGUACAGCAAACUGUGCAAAUAAAUUUUAUAGAGAAUUUUAUCACAAA
Molecule: messenger RNA, 468 nt
Organism: Periophthalmus magnuspinnatus
Lineage: Eukaryota; Metazoa; Chordata; Actinopteri; Gobiiformes; Gobiidae
Product: ATP synthase subunit g, mitochondrial-like
Exons: 3
Coding region: 74-385 (103 amino acids)
Biological process (GO): proton motive force-driven ATP synthesis
Molecular function (GO): proton transmembrane transporter activity
Source: RefSeq, a predicted model, not a curated record